CAUUGCACGCGCGGCGGGACGCACGUCGCUCCCGCGUUUACUCACGUCACUUUGACAGCUCGCGUUCGUAAUUUAAAUUUGAAAAAAAGAAAACUGUUUAGCUUCGUUCUGUUUAUUCGAAAUCUUGCCGUUGAACUUUUGUAAAUAUUAAAAGUGAUUUAUUAUUGAGUGCGCGCGUGUUCUCGAGUGAUAGACUGGAAUAACUCCCGAGGGAACCUGUGAACUAUCAGCUGUCACAACGUUGAGAUGGAGGCGAAGGUGAAGGAGGAGAUGGACAAGGACUACAGCACCCCCGCACCCACCCCCGCCGAGCGACGGAAACCGGGCGGCAAGGAGCGGCGCUCGCCGGAGCAGGAGGAGGCUCGAGGGAGUCCCACGCCGGCGCCCAGCCCGCCGCACAACGGGACCACAGACUCGCUGUCCCCCCCGCUGCCGGACGCGCGGGCGCCGGCGCUGCAGCGGCUGCGGCGGUUCCUCUCCGCGCUGCAGCAGUUCGCUGCUGAUGUCAGCGCGGAUACUGGAGAGCGCGUGCGGCAGAUGAUCUACAGCCUUGUUGCGAGCACGAUGACAGUAGAAGAGUUCCAGGCGGGCGUGCAGGAGAGCACCAACUACCCGCUGCGAGCCUCCGUGCCGGGGUUCCUGCGAGCUCUACUGCCGCUCGCACAGAGGGAUAUACUGGCCCGGGCGAGGCAUGCCAAGCAGACGCCGCUCCAGUACAUCCGCAGCCACGAGCACCUGGUGCUGGAGUCCGGCGGCGACUCGAGCGACAUCUUCGGCCCGCAGCCCGCGCCCGACGCGCCCGGGAAGCGGCGCGCCAGCGAUCCCUUCUACGACGCGCCACUACCGACCACAAACGGCAGCCACGAGCCGGAGUACCCCCCCGCGAAGCGCCCCGCCCCCUCCCUGUUCCUCAACCCCCCCUUCCUCUACCCGUUGCCGAGUAACGCGACGCUGUUCGACUACGGACAGUAUCACCCGUACCACGCCGCCCAGGCCGAGGGCUUUGAUCGGAGAGAUGGCGGCAUCUCAGUCCGCGACGUCUCAUCAAUGAACGCCUCAUUCGGCGACGCGCGGCCGAGCCUGCUGAAGACAGACGACGAGUGGAGGAACAUCAACACCAUGCUCAACUGCAUCCUCAGCAUGGUCGAGAAGACCAAGCGGGCGCUCGCCAUACUGCAGCAGAGAGGCGCGGAGCCAGCGGACAGCUGCGACAUCAAGCGCGCGGCGGCGGAGAUCAUGGCGGCGGCCGUGAGGCAGACCGAGGACCGCGUGGCCGACGUGCGCAGGCGCGCCGAGGACGCCGUCAACCAGGUGAAGCGCCAAGCGCUAGUAGAACUACAGCGCGCGGUGGGCGCGGCGGAGGCGAAGGCGCUGGAGCUGGUGGCGGCGGAGAGGGGCAAGCAGGCGCCUGCACGACCGCCCGGAGCCCGGCCCCGAGCUCAGCCCCAACAACCAGCACACCCAUAACCCCCUGGUACUCCGCAGUGCUGCUGGAACUGCGGGCGCAAGGCGCAGGAGACGUGCUCGGGGUGCAACGCGGCGCGCUACUGCGGCGCCUUCUGCCAACACAAGGACUGGGAGAACCACCACCAGGUAUGCAGUGGCCGCGAUCAGAAGCCGUCAGCUCUCCUCACGACGUCCCCUCCAGCCACCACCUCAUUGGGCAAAACCCUGACGCGAUCCACCACCCCGCUACCGGGAACCAUUAGCGACAGACAUCCGGCACCCGCCGACAGGCACCCAGCCAAUGCCGAGCGACAUCCGCCGGUGCCGGAUCGCAUUCCGACCAAUCAGGUGGCGGCUGCGUCAGAGCGACUGCCGCUCCCGACCAAUGACAGUCGUCUGUCGUUGUCGACGCUGAAUACAGCUGAGAGAAUGCUGUCUAAUACUCAGGAGAGGACGCUGUCAUCGACGAAUAGUGAGCGGAUAGCUCUGGCGAGCUUGUCGAGUGCCCAGGGCAUGAUAGGGGGGGUCGGGGGGAAAAAAUGACGCCUCGGGAAGGAGUCCGCGUGUGUCAGGCUUCCCCGCAAGAUUCGGAGAUAGAUCGUGAUCGUGAUCCGCUGGUCGUUUCAUUUGUAAAGCUAAGGCAUUGUACUUUAGCUCGUGACGGGUGUAUUUUUUAAUAAACAUGGGUACUUAUCCAUAGCAUUUCUCUACUUACUGGUCUACUGCUGUAAGAAAGAGCCUAGUCUUAAUAUUGUAUUUAUGAAACCUAUCCUAAGAUAGGAUUUAUAACUGAAAAAUACACGGGUAAUGAUGCAAAAGACAUGUAAGAAAAGAAUAUAAAACUAGGCGUUUUAUUUAAUUGCUAGAGCUAUAGACCAAAGAUCCUGUAAGUGAGAUAUUAGUCAGAACUUCAAAAACUGUGUGAUAAGAAGAUGGAUUAUUUAAAUACUAAGUGCCAAUUUCUCCAUAGUCGAUUAGAGCAUACCUAACUCGGGGGUAGUGGUUUACUUUUGACACAUCUGUCAUGAAUGUUAUAUGGAGAUGACUUUUAAUUUAUAAAUCAAUCCCUGUCGGUUAGAUAACCGACAAUGGAGAAAUUGGCUAACUAUGGUAAAUGUGGUUCUCUGUACAUAACUUUUAGAAUAAGUAUAUAUCUAAUGUGCAGUACCUAAGUACUUUUACCAAUAAUAAAUAUUAUAGCGUCACAGUUAGAAAACGACUUGCUCGAAUGUACCUACCUAUAUUUCUGUAAGUACCUACUUAGGUAUUUGUUUGUUAUCAGGUUAUCACUGGGAUUUUUACAUGUUUUCAAAAGAGUACAUAAUGUACUUACAGAACUAUAAUUGUAUUCAGAUCUUCAUAAUCAUACAUUUCUCACUGUAAAUUUAAGUAAGUACCUACUAAGUAUUUAAUUCUUUAAGAUUGUAACUAAAUUAUUGUUUACGUGUAUAAAUAUUUUAUGUAUAAGUGUACAAAUGUAUAAAUAUUCAAAUUAAACGUUUUUUCCAUUGUAAUGUUGUGCAAUACUAUUUUAAGUUGUAAA
This is a messenger RNA of Plutella xylostella (diamondback moth), 2989 nucleotides long. It is a transcript of the gene nvy, whose product is annotated as CBFA2/RUNX1 partner transcriptional co-repressor nervy. Lineage: Eukaryota; Metazoa; Arthropoda; Insecta; Lepidoptera; Plutellidae. Gene Ontology annotation, molecular function: transcription corepressor activity. The record is from RefSeq and is a predicted model, not a curated record. Gene Ontology annotation, cellular component: nucleus. Gene Ontology annotation, biological process: DNA-templated transcription; negative regulation of DNA-templated transcription.